Messenger RNA from Parathielavia appendiculata, 486 nucleotides. RefSeq lists its product as uncharacterized. Bases 1 to 486 code for a protein of 161 amino acids. The record is from RefSeq and is a predicted model, not a curated record. Gene Ontology annotation, molecular function: structural constituent of ribosome. Gene Ontology annotation, biological process: translation. Gene Ontology annotation, cellular component: ribosome; cytosolic small ribosomal subunit. Lineage: Eukaryota; Fungi; Ascomycota; Sordariomycetes; Sordariales; Chaetomiaceae. The transcript is spliced from 4 exons.
AUGGCUACCGAACUGACCGUCCAGAGCGAGCGUGCUUUCCAAAAGCAGCCGCACAUCUUCCUCAACAGCAAGACCAAGGUCAAGUCCGCCCGGCCGGGCAAGGGCGGUCGGAGAUGGUACAAGGACGUUGGCCUGGGUUUUCGGACCCCGAAGGCUGCCAUUGAGGGCCAGUACAUCGACAAGAAGUGCCCCUUCACCGGCAUGGUUUCGAUCCGCGGCCGUAUCCUUACCGGCACCGUCGUCUCGACCAAGAUGCACCGCACCCUCAUCAUCCGCCGCGAGUAUCUCCACUACAUCCCCAAGUACAACCGGUACGAGAAACGCCACAAGAACCUUGCCGCGCACGUGUCGCCGGCUUUCCGUGUUGAGGAGGGUGAUCAAGUUACCGUUGGCCAGUGCAGGCCUCUGAGCAAGACUGUGCGGUUCAACGUUCUCCGCGUGCUUCCCCGGAGCGGCAAGUCGGUCAAGAAGUUCAGCAAGUUCUAG